Oncorhynchus keta (chum salmon) is the source of this 638-nucleotide messenger RNA. Its product is annotated as ubiquitin-60S ribosomal protein L40-like. The transcript is spliced from 6 exons. NCBI's taxonomy places the organism in Eukaryota, Metazoa, Chordata, Actinopteri, Salmoniformes, Salmonidae. Gene Ontology annotation, biological process: protein ubiquitination; modification-dependent protein catabolic process; translation. The coding region runs from base 187 to 573 and encodes 128 amino acids. Gene Ontology annotation, molecular function: ubiquitin protein ligase binding; structural constituent of ribosome; protein tag activity. The record is from RefSeq and is a predicted model, not a curated record. Gene Ontology annotation, cellular component: ribosome; cytoplasm; nucleus.
GCAUUUUUCUUAAUAUAUAUAUUUUUCACUGUGACCUGCUGCUGAUUGAGUGAGUGACUGAACUUUUAGGUCAGGGCCUCGAAGUUUUAGUUAGACCUGGCAACCCUUAGCCGAAGGUAGAAUGAUGAAAACCAUCAAGUUCCUGCUUUCCUGUUCUCCAGAAGCAGUUGUCUGACGCCAACAAAGAUGCAGAUCUUUGUGAAAACGUUGACGGGUAAAACCAUCACUCUUGAGGUGGAACCCAGUGACACCAUCGAGAAUGUGAAGGCCAAGAUUCAAGACAAAGAAGGUAUUCCUCCUGACCAACAGCGACUCAUCUUCGCUGGCAAACAGUUGGAGGAUGGCCGCACAUUGUCAGAUUACAACAUUCAGAAAGAGUCCACUCUACAUCUCGUGCUGCGUCUGAGAGGAGGUAUCAUCGAGCCUUCCCUGAGACAGCUGGCACAGAAAUACAACUGUGACAAAAUGAUCUGCCGCAAAUGCUAUGCACGUCUUCACCCCCGUGCAGUCAACUGCCGCAAAAAGAAGUGUGGGCAUACCAGCAACCUGCGCCCCAAGAAGAAGCUGAAGUAAACUAGCAUCCUUACAAUCUUUUGUCAAGGUUUUCAAUAAAAGAAAAAGGAAAAAGGAAAGGCUCA